This is a messenger RNA of Acanthosepion pharaonis, 1428 nucleotides long. The record is from the annotation of a GenBank genome assembly. Lineage: Eukaryota; Metazoa; Mollusca; Cephalopoda; Sepiida; Sepiidae.
AUGGGUUGUUUAAUUCCGACAAAACUUUUAUUGCUACUAAUAUUUUUUCUAUCUAUCUAUCUAUCUAUCUAUCUAUCUAUCUCAGUCUAUUCAUAUUAUCUAUCUAUCUCAUUUUUUAUUGCUAAUAAUAUUUUUUAUCUAUCAAUCUAUCUAUCUAUCUAUCUAUCUAUAAAAUUUCUAUUCAUAUUAUCUAUCCAUCUAUCUUUCAUAUAUCCAUCUAUCUAUCUAUCUAAUCUAUCAGUCGCAUUGAAUUAUCUAUCUAUCUAUCUAUCUCAUCUAUCAAAAAUUUCUAUUUAUCCAUCUUAUCUAUACAUCUAUAUAUUUAUCUAUCUAUUAUUAUAUCUAUCUCAAUUGUAUUCAUAUUAUCUAUCUAUCUAUGACAUCUAUCUAUCUAUCUAUCUAAAAAAAAAUUCAUAUUAUCUAUCUAUCUAUCUAGAAAAUCUAUCUAUCUAUCUAUCUAUCUAUCUAUAUCUCAGUGGUAUUUGUAUUAUAUAUCUCCUUAUCUAUCUAUUAUCUAUAAAUCUUAAUAUUCAUAUUAUUCUAUCUAUCUAUCUAUCUAUCUCAGUGUAUUCAUAUUAUCAUCUAUUAUCUAUCUAUCUAUCUAUAAAUCUAUCUAUCUAUCUAAUCUAUCUAUCUAAAAAAUUUUAUUUCCUAUCUUUCUUUCUUUCCUUCCGGAAGUUGAAUAGUCGGAAAUCAAGGGAUUCAAAUUUUCGCGCCACUGAUUGUUUUUUUUCUGUAAUUUGGAUUUAUUCUCUCAUAUUUUUUUUUUCCUUUUACAAAUUGUUUUUCCCUUUGUUUAAACUCCUUUCUUUGAAGUCCAUAUGUAAUGGCCGCUCUUCUUUGGCCUCCGUACGGAGAACCAGGAUACUCCCUUGGGUUAGAACGUCUCUGAUUCGCGUCUGUUCUCUCCAACGACUCGAGGCUCACUGCGUCUUUCUUGUACUGUCACUUACAAAAAAAAACCCACCCCACCCAGCCAGACUCACUCGUCCCCACACCCAGAGACAGUAUAAUGGAAACCUGUCAGUUUUCUUUUCAACGGUCUCAUCACGUCUCAAUUUCGCUCGACUGACUCUCUCCUCACUCACUCACUUUCUCUCUCUCUCUUUCCCCUCUCUCUCUUUCCCCCCCCUCUCUUCCCCCCCCCUCUAUCUUUUCAUCUCUUUCUUCCUCAGCAAACCACCCCACCAUCCCACUCUGAGCCUGUCGCCAUCAACUUCUUCUUACGUCAUUCUUCAUCGAAUUACACCCUUAUGCUUGAAAAAUUUAAAAAAUGGAAUAUUAAAAUCUAUCUAUCUAUCUAUCUAUAUUUUAUAUAAUCUAAUAAAAAAAAAUUUACAUUAUAUUUAUAUCUAUCUAUCAUCUAUCUAUCUAUCUAUCUAUCUAUCCUUUUAUUAUCUGUCUAUAUUCAGAACAAAAUUCAACUAA